Scophthalmus maximus (turbot) is the source of this 4695-nucleotide messenger RNA. RefSeq names its product death effector domain containing (gene dedd). Gene Ontology annotation, biological process: apoptotic process; regulation of apoptotic process; extrinsic apoptotic signaling pathway via death domain receptors. The record is from RefSeq and is a predicted model, not a curated record. Gene Ontology annotation, cellular component: nucleolus. NCBI's taxonomy places the organism in Eukaryota, Metazoa, Chordata, Actinopteri, Pleuronectiformes, Scophthalmidae. Gene Ontology annotation, molecular function: protein binding; DNA binding. The coding region runs from base 957 to 2171 and encodes 404 amino acids. The transcript is spliced from 5 exons.
GAGGCCACCGUACUGGGUAACCCGGAACUGAACUUAACUCUCAACUGGAAGUUCUUUCAUUUUAGCUGAAGAACGAGACUUGUCUGGAUAUUUUUUUUCCCACGGUGACUGUCUGUGGACCACGUCCGUUAAACGAACUCGUCUUCGUGUCCUGAGGAGGAGCCGUGCCGUGCCGUGCCGUGCCGCGCCCCGACACCCCGACACCCGGGGGCACGUGGCGACCGCUCGUCCUGUAUUUGCCCGGAACAAUCAGAUGUAGCCGUGUUUUUCUGGACGUCUCCGUCGGACACUGGGGAGGUAAUUUGUCGUCCGCGGCCUACCGAACUUUGUUGCGGUCCUCGUCGGGGACAGCCAUCAGCCUGAAGGUAAAGCAGAGUUGUCACGAAGUGUCGACGCGUGUCGUGUUGCGCGUGUCUGCGUCACUCGGUUGGGAUCUAACGUGAGCGCGGACCGGAGCCAGCGAGCGGCAGUCACAACAACCCCGACGGGCAGAUCAGAGGGGAGACGUGGAUUACGGGGCCGAGGCACAUCCGUGGCUGUUCGGUCCGCGAGCACCCUGCCGGGGACGUGGUCAGCGACCACACACCGACGAUCUGUUGUUCGUGUCCACAUGACAUCGUUAGCGCGCUAGCUCCCGACCGCUAGGCGCCUAGCCAGUUGCUAGCAGCACGUCCAUCUCUGUCGUCGGGCUGGGUGUCGAGGACGGAGUCUGGUUCCUGCAGGCUUCAGGAGACGGUGUGUUGGUUGUCUGAACCCCGGCUCCUCUGUUCGCAGACACGCGGGUGUCAGUGGAAGGCAGCUACAUUAGCCUCAGCUAGCAUCGCAAUUCAAACGGCCUGGUUGUCGGAUCCGCACGGUGUGUGUUUGUUGUGUUGUUGCCAACUCAUCAGUUGGAGCAAAGAAAGACGUCGAAGUUGCAGGGAUUCGAGAACCCCUCAUCACCAUCGGGUCCUGAGAUGACAUCACAGCAGCCUCAGCUCCCCAAUGCCGUUAUUCCUCCCCAGCUUGACCAGAACUACUCUGCUCAGCAGGCCCGGCCUCAUCUGCCGGCCAAUCAGCUGCACUCGAGCCAGAGCAGUGGGAACGCGGGGCCCCUGGAACACAGGGCGCUUACAGGCAGGCCGGGCUGCUCCGGUGCGUCAGUGGCCAGUGGGGCGGUGGCCAGCAGGAAUGUUUCUGCCUCCCGCACCAAGUCCAGCUUAUCCAGAAGAGAUGGGGGGUUUGAACCGUGGCCCGAGGAGGCAGUAGACAACUCCCAUGGGCUGUACUCUCUUCACCGCAUGUUUGACAUAGUUGGAGCCCAGCUAACACAUCGGGAUGUGAGGGUACUGUCAUUCCUGUUUGUCGACGUGAUUGAUGAGUACGAGCGUGGUGGCAUCAGGAGUGGACGGGAUUUCUUGCUGGCCCUGGAGCGCCAGGGUCGCUGUGAUGAGACUAAUUUCCGGCAUGUUCUCCAGCUCCUAAGGAUUAUAACCCGCCAUGACCUUCUGCCUUACGUCACACUCAGGAAACGACAGGCCGUAUGUCCAGACCCUGUUGACAAGUACCUGGAAGAGACAUCGGUGCGCUACAUCUCACCAAGGGGAACACUGCACAGCAAGGACACGGCUGUUCACAGAAGAACAGGUCCUCAGCCAGUCAUCUGCUGUUCGCCGUCAGGACCCCACGUUGGCCCUCCCCGGACGAAGCCAGCACCUCCCAUCACAAACCGCAAACGGAAGAGAAGUCAUUCCUCCGCUGACUGCAGAGAGAAGCAAACAUGUGAUAUCCGCCUCCGGGUUCGGGCCGAAUACUGCCAGCACGAGUCUGCGCUUCAGGGAAACGUGUUCUCCAACAAGCAAGAGGCAGUGGAGCGACAGUUUGAGCGCUUCAACCAGGCCAACACCAUCCUCAAAUCCCGAGACUUGGGCUCCAUCAUCUGCGACAUUAAGUUCUCCGAGCUCACCUACCUGGAUGCCUUCUGGAGGGACUACAUCAACGGAUCAUUGCUAGAGGCCCUUAAAGGUGUCUUCAUCACAGAUUCCCUAAAACAGGCCGUUGGCCACGAGGCGAUAAAACUGUUGGUCAACGUUGAUGAGGAGGACUACCAGGCCGGACGACGCAAACUGCUCUGUAAUUUGGUCACAGGAGGUGGGGGCCCUCCGGGAGGUAGUAAAGACUCUGUAUCUUAGACACACCCCAAGGUAGACGCUCACGUGAGGGGGGCUGCUGUGCCUCCGCCACAGGGAAUAGAUUGAGAUGUGGUGGUCAUUUGAGGUGCCUGAAUUGUGUGUCUGAGUGGAACUGAAGACUUUUCCAGUCACCCCAUUGAUUCCUCGAGAGCUAAGUUCAUAGGAUAUCUACUUGGCACCCAUAAGCGUAGCAUGCAAAGUGUUAGCAAAAAGAUGUAGGCGAUGCGUACAGGUUGGCGUUACGUUGAAUCCAGAGCCGUUCAUUUUCUCCGAGGAGGAGAAUGCUGAUCUCAUGUGCGGAUUGAAGUCGACUAAUUUCUGGUUCUGGUAUGUUAGCUCAUCAAAACACAUUUGUUUAACUCUCCACUCCUGUUCCAAAGUGGAGCAAUGUUCAACCCAGGACACGUGCUCAACGCCGACGAGUUACUCCCAGUGGGAGUUGUACCUUUUAGUCAAACAGGUUUGUCCUUUUCCAGGUUCUUCAGGUACAUCACAGAUUGAUUGGAUGGACCCAAUGAGGGAGUGUUCUGUAUGUAAUAGAGAGGUGGCGACCACAGACGACUUACAGUUUUUGUCGUUUUCCGUCGGCUCACUGCCCGACUUUCCCAACACUUUGCAGAGCGACCUUCUCUGUAAAGAUGAACCCUGUCAGAGCCUUUUUAUGGUUCAUAUUUGGUCACCGUCAACAUUAUUGUGUCUUUGCUUUCUCUCAACCAGUUGUUCACUUUACUCGACACCAACAGCUGUGGCCCUAUUGGAUGUUUCAGUUGUCCAGUCACUGCCAAUAUUUAUUUGUGGAUCGUUCCGAUGUGUCCAAUGGUAUCCAGCGCAAACACCCAAGUCGUUAGCUGGUGUUGUGGAUUUGUGAAUCAGUGCCAGUUUCAUGAACCGCCUGUACCGCUGGACCUCCGCUCACUUAGCUUCUCACUCAUUCUCACUUGUGAUAGAACUUUGAACCUAGUAAGUAACGAAUCCACAGCAGGCGAACGUCACAGCCUUGUGCAAAUGAAAGUAAUUCACUGGUGUUUUGUCUGUGAAGUGUAAAGUUGACCCUCCACAGUUUAGCACAUGCGUCCUGAGCGGCGAUGUUCUCGAAGUCGCGCACCACUUUUACAGUACAGCUUGAAAUGCUUAUCAACCAAAAUGGGAGCUUUUAUUCAUUUGUUUUUAGUUUCCAUGGAGUCGGGCGGGUUGACGGGAGGCAGUGUGUUUGGUGGCUGCCUGUAAUAAGUAUGUGUUGACAGUAUUACCGAUCAAAGCUUUCAUUUAUAUACUUCCCCACGAACAGGCCAUCAUCACGGAUCCAUUAGAGAUGAGAGCUGCUUGUUAUGCUGCCUUUCGUGGCUGCACAAUCACACCCACUAUGCCACCUAAGAUUACUGUGACGACGUCCUUUACAUUCCGUCUGUCUGUAAUUGCCGAGCGCAGCAGUAACAGUGCGGUUGUGGUUCCAGAAACACUUUUUGAAUCGCACACUGGACAUUUGCAUUCAAUGUAAAUUGUGAGCUGUGGAAUUCCGUGGACACACUUACUUGUGAUGCUGGGCCGCGGCAGACGCCGACAUCAUCAUGUAGUCAAACAAUUUCAAUGAAACGUAAAGCAGAACAGAAUUUGACCGUGUGAAAGGUCAUUACUGGUCACUACAUCAGGCACUGGUUUAUUGUUUGGAAAUGUUUAAUCACAGUUAAAUGUCAAAGAUGAAGUAUUAGCAUAAUGCUCUUUUGUGAUGAGAUGAUUUAGAUUUUGUUACAAAAGUAACUUAGGGACUGAUUUGAGAAACAUGCUUCUCUAAUGCUAACGUUUGACUUCCAUCUGUUACUCGAUCCAAAUAGCCAAAAAUACAUAUAGGCUCAUUCAUUUGCAAUUAAUGUUGGAAUGAUUUGGACGCAGUCCGUCACUUAACUUCACAGUUCUCACACCCUGAUGUUUUUAUUAGCUGCUUUGCAAAUGUGCAUCUUUUUCUUUUUUUUGCCAAAUCAAUCAGAUUUUGCCUCCGAUUUUAAAAAUGUAAUUGAACUAUUGUCAGUUUUCCACCGGUCAGUUCAGUGGCGGACUGACAUUCAGCAGUUUGCUUUUAUGUUCCCUAUUAAGAGUUCUAUAUGUGUAUUUACCAAAUAUAUCCUCCCUGCUAAAGAUGCCCUCUCUUCUAUUUGCUGUCAUAGCAUCCAUGGGUACAUGUGAGAACAUGCGAGUCCUGAUUGACAGGUGACCAUCACUCUGAAUUAUAUAGAGUUGGCCUCCAUUUUAUAUUUUUACCCCAGUUGAAUUUCAUAAGUUUGCGAGUUCGUAUCUUAUUAUAUUGGUUGGUGUAUGUUCUGUUGACUGUACGUUAUGUUCGUUGUUCAACGCAGCCGUCUUUUAAGCAACAUUGCAUGUAACCUGUGAUGAUCUCCACAAGUCUCAUAGACACUCACAUUCUGUAAAUACCUAUUGGAUGUCUGGUUUUCUUACUUAAGUUUUGCAAUUUCUUUCAAAACUGGCAAGUAGGACUGUUAAUAAAUGAAAUGGAUGGGUUUUGUUGGAA